Molecule: messenger RNA, 2537 nt
Organism: Scomber japonicus (chub mackerel)
Lineage: Eukaryota; Metazoa; Chordata; Actinopteri; Scombriformes; Scombridae
Gene: acvr2aa
Product: activin A receptor type 2Aa
Exons: 11
Coding region: 675-2306 (543 amino acids)
Biological process (GO): protein phosphorylation; cellular response to growth factor stimulus; activin receptor signaling pathway
Cellular component (GO): plasma membrane; activin receptor complex
Molecular function (GO): activin binding; activin receptor activity; ATP binding
Source: RefSeq, a predicted model, not a curated record
UGGGAGAGAGGGAGCAGCCACGGAAGGAUCCGCAGCAGGAGGCGCAAAGCUCGGCUGCUGGCUGUCACUCGGUCCCGGUCCGUGAGGAGAACCGGUCCGGUGUUUGUGUGUGAGUGUGUGUGUGUGUCCGGUGUGGGAGCUAACAGCUAGCCGGGCCAGGCAGCUGUCCGUUCCCGGGAACAGCGCUCCGCCGGCGGCCUGCGGCUGCAGCUCGGCUCGGUCACGUUCUGUGUCACCGGAGCUGCUGGACUCUGACCGCGGAUCGGUUCACCGUGCUGGCCGUGAGCUGUGUUUAUAGGUUUAUAUUACUACCGGUUAGAUACAUGAAAAUGUCCUCGUUAAAACCGGAGAAAAAGACGGUGUUUCUGUUAACUUUCACCCCGGAGAGGACCGCCUCAUGCCGGCCUGAAGCUCUGCUCUGAGUCCGGGGAGGACACCUGAGAGCCGGCCUGAAGCUCUGCUCUGAGUCCGGGGAGGACACCUGAGAGCCGGCCUGAAGCUCUGCUCUGAGUCCGGGGAGGACACCUGAGAGCCGGGUGAUGUUUCCCGGUGGUCCCUGUCUCUAACCCUGAUAAACAACUUGUACCUGCAGCUCCGGGUCCAGGACUCACCUGCAGCUCCGGGUCCAGGACUCACCUGCAGCUCCGGGUCCAGGACUCACCUGUCUCCUCUUUAUGGGAUUAAAACUCAGAUUAAACAUAUUUAACUUUGGAUCCAUCAUGGGAUCAGCGACCAAACUGGCCUUCAGUGUUUUCCUCAUCUCCUGCUCCUCAGGUGCCAUCCUGGGCCGCUCAGAGACUCAGCAGUGUGUCCACUACAGCUACUCCCCCUCCCCCCCCUCCUCCUCCUCCUCCUCCUCCUCCUCCUCCUCCUCCUCCUCGCUGAUGGAGGCUCGGGGGAACCUCAGCGUGGUCACGUGCUCCGGGGAGAAGGACAAGCGUCUGCACUGCUUCUCCACCUGGAAGAACGUGUCAGGUGUCGUUCAGGUGGUGAAACAAGGCUGCUGGUUGGACGACGUCAACUGUUACGACAGGAACGAGUGCGUGGAGAAGAAAGACGCUCCUGAAGUCUUUUUCUGCUGCUGUGAAGGAAGUCUGUGUAACCAGAGGUUCUCCUACAGCCCCCCCGACCUGCCCCCCCUCCCCACGACGAACAAGCCGAUGCCGGCGGCUCCGCCCCCCGUGCUGACGACCCUCAUGUACUCGCUGGUUCCCAUCAUGGCCGUCACCGCCAUCGUCCUCUUCUCCUUCUGGAUGUACAGACACCACAAACUGGCUUACCCCCCCGUCCUGGUCCCUACACAGGACCCGAGUCCUCUGCCCCCCUCCCCCAUCCUGGGACACAAGCCUCUGCAGCUACUGGAGGUGAAAGCCAGGGGGCGCUUCGGCUGCGUGUGGAAGGCUCAGCUGCUCAGUGAAUAUGUGGCCGUCAAGAUCUUCCCCAUCCAGUACAAGCAGUCGUGGCAGAACGAGUACGACAUCUUCAAUCUGAGCGGCAUGAGACACGAAAACCUGCUGCACUUCCUGGGAGCUGAGAGGAGAGGAAGCAACCUGGAGGGAGAGCUGUGGCUCAUCACUGCUUAUCACGAUAAGGGCUCUCUCACAGACUAUCUGAAGGCUAACAUCCUCUCCUGGUCUGAGUUGUGUCUCAUCUCUCAGUCGAUGUCUCGAGGUCUCGCCUACCUGCACGAAGAUAUACCUGGACACAAGCCAGCCGUCGCCCACAGGGACUUUAAGAGUAAGAACGUCUUGCUGAAGUCCAACCUGACCGCCUGCAUCGCUGACUUCGGCCUCGCUCUGCCGUUUGAGGCGGGAAAAUCUCCUGGAGACACACACGGACAGGUGGGCACCAGGAGGUACAUGGCCCCUGAGGUUCUGGAGGGAGCCAUUAACUUCCAGCGAGACGCCUUCCUGAGGAUCGAUAUGUACGCUCUGGGUCUGGUGAUGUGGGAGCUGGCCUCACGCUGCAAAGCUGCUGAUGGUCCUCUGGAUGAGUACAUGCUUCCCUUCGAGGAGGAAGUGGGUCAGCAUCCGUCUCUGGAAGACAUGCAGGAAGUCGUCGUCCACAAGAAGCUGAGACCGACGCUCAGAGAGUGCUGGCAGAAACACGCAGGUCUGGCCGUGCUGUGUGAGACGGUGGAGGAGUGCUGGGAUCACGAGGCGGAGGCGCGGCUGUCGGCCGGCUGCGUGGAGGAGCGCGUCGUUCAGAUGCAGCGACUGACGAGCGUCACGGUUCCCGAGGAGAUCGUUACCGUGGUCACCAUGGUAACCAACGUGGACUAUCCGCCCAAAGAGUCGAGCCUAUGACGAGGCCGAGGACCCGUCGGGACGGAGCAGGGACUCCCUCAGUGACUUCUUAAAGACAAUAUGGAGGACGGUCUCUCUGACUGCCACCCUCUGACAUCACUUCCUCUUUUAUAUUACAAAGUAAAAGACUUCCUGGACCUUUUCUACGACUUCAGUUUAAAAAGGGCGACUUUAGUUUGUGAAGAAGAAGAAGAAACAGCUUCUGAAUGUCUGAACCACUGUUUACACACA